Entelurus aequoreus (snake pipefish) is the source of this 3509-nucleotide messenger RNA. It is a transcript of the gene usp6nl, whose product is annotated as USP6 N-terminal like. The record is from RefSeq and is a predicted model, not a curated record. Lineage: Eukaryota; Metazoa; Chordata; Actinopteri; Syngnathiformes; Syngnathidae. The transcript has 14 exons. Bases 32 to 2590 code for a protein of 852 amino acids.
UGACCCGCCACAGCCCCGCCCCCCUGUGAGCAUGCAGGUGCUGCAGAUGGUCAAGGAGCUGGUGUCACCGUCCAGACGCAGGGCGGGUUCCAGGUUGGGAGCGUCUGAUAGCGAGCAGGAUGCUGCAGUCAAACUGGAUCAGGAGCGGGCGGACAUCGUGGCCAAAUAUGACAAGGGAAAAGAAGCCACCGUGGAACCUUGGGAGGACACCAACUUUCACCUGUACAAGGUGAUCGACCGCUUCGGCUUCCUGCAUGAGCAAGAGCUUCCAUCCUACGACUCGGCGGAGGAAAAGCACAAACACACGGAGUUGGAGAGGACCAACAAGUGGCUGAAGAUGUUGAAGAGUUGGGACAAGUACAAGAACAGUGAAAAGCUUGUCCGCAGGAUCUAUAAGGGAAUUCCACUGCAGCUCCGUGGGGAGGUGUGGUGCUUGCUGCUGGAUAUUCCCAAGAUGAAGGAGGAGAAGAAGGACUUCUAUGAGAAGCUAAAGGCCAGAGCGAAGGGGAUGUCUCCUGACAUCCGGCAGAUAGACCUGGACGUAAACCGCACCUACAGGGAUCACAUCAUGUUCCGGAACCGCUACGACUUCAAGCAGCAGGCGCUCUUCCACGUGCUGACGGCCUACUCCAUGUACAACAUGGAGGUGGGCUACUGCCAGGGCAUGAGUCAGAUCACAGCCCUGCUGCUCAUCUACAUGAACGAGGAGGACGCCUUCUGGGCUCUGGUCAAGCUGCUGUCGGGACACAAGCACGCCAUGCACGGAUUUUUUGUCCCCGGCUUCCCGAAGCUGAUGCGCUUCCAGGAGCACCACGAUCGCAUCAUGAAGAAGAUGAUGCCCAAACUGAAGCAUCACCUGGACAACCAGGAGGUGCUGACCAGCCUGUACACCAUGAAGUGGUUCUUCCAGUGCUUCCUGGACAGAACUCCAUUCACCCUCACUCUCAGGAUCUGGGACAUCUACAUCCUGGAAGGGGAAAGACUUCUGCCCGCUAUGUCCUACACGGUCCUCAGACUGCACAAGAAGAACCUGAUGAAGAUGUCCAUGGAGGAGCUGGUGGACUUCCUGCAGGUGUCUUUGUCCAAAAAUUUUCUUUUUGAGGAUGACUUUGUGAUCGAGCAGCUGCAGGCCUCCAUGGUGGAGCUCCGCAGGGUCAAGCUGGAGCUGCCGGCGCCAGGUAAAGACGAGGAGUUCCCCAAGAAGCCCUUAGGGCAGCUUCCCGAGCUGGCGCCAGCAGCCGUGAACCACGUCGGCAACGGUCAGAGCUACGCCGAGCCAGCCGAGCCUCCAAAGCAGCCCAGUCCGGUACCAGAGCGCCAGCAGGAUAGUCGUCCCCCCAGUCGGUUACGGCGGGACUCGCUGGAGAAGUCAAUACGCCACCGCAAGGUUGACAUGAGGGACGGUCGACUCAGGGGACUCGAAGUGGAGCCACCCUCGGCACCAACCCCAGUCCCGCACUUGACCGCCGUGGAGCGAGGGAAGACUCCGAGUCACGCCGUCGCCCACCACAACUCCAACGCAGUCUCCGGUUCUCACCGAGACAUCGCACCUCGCUGGUUCAAGCCCUCUGAGACUAAGCUAGAAGCCGCUAAAGCAAUGGCAGCCCGGCAGGUCCAGCUGAGCCGGGGCGAGUCUCCGGCGCCCUCCAGUCCCGACGACGGCCAACAGCCCAGCCGACGACCACACUCCAAGGACUUUGUUCCUGGCGCCAACCGCGGGUCCAACGCCUCGCAGUACGACAAUGUGCCAGGAUUGCCGGAGCAGGAGUUUCAAAUCCUGGAGCUGGAGAGACCUCCAUCCAGGAUGAGGACUCCUCGCAGCGAGACCCCCUACAGCGUACCGUCCUCUCAGCAGGGUGAUACACUUUAUGGAUCCAGUGUAGUAACAUCUCAGAUAACCUCCAACCCUGCUCACCAGCAUCCUGUAGGGGUCUACCCCGGAUUCCCUGGAAACCAGAGCCACUACCACUCCCCUCCAGUGCAGCACUUCCCUGGCAGGGCGACGACUGAGGUCCCCAUCUUUCAUCCAGGCUACAAACACUACGCUCCACCCUCCCGACUCAUUUCACCCCCCAACAUGAGGACGGGGGAUCAAAUGUACGCCACCACCAGGCGACCGCCCAGCAACCACUCUCCGGAGAGGGCUCUGGUGAACUCUUUUGCCACCUACCGCAGGCAUCCGCCACCCAACACCGCCCCUAACCCUCGGAGAGCACCCUUGCAGCUGGAGCCCCAAGGGAGCACCACCCCCAUCUACCUGCAAAAGCUCACCUCCACCGCACAGGUCCACGCCCCCCUGGACUACAGCUUCGAGGGGCAAACAGGAAGCCAGCCGAACUUCCAGUAUCAUCCUGAAGGCAAACCCCAAUGGGCCCCCGAGUUCCCCAGCGGGGUGCCUCGCUCGCCCAGCUUCCAGAAAGCCCAAAUGUCCCCGGUGGAGGCGUUCACCUUCCCUGACAGCGGCGACGGCCCGCAGCGCUACGGGACGCCGUUCCAGGAGCGGCGGCAACAGCUCCCCCAGCUGUUUGGAGGCGCACACUACAGGCACGCACAGGAGGUGUUCGCCAUGCAGGAGUCCAUGCUGCUGUGACACUGUGCUUUUCUUCUACGGACUCACUGGGCCACACCUUUCUUACUAAGCACUCAACAGGGAAUUACAAGGAAAAAAGAAAAAAGGCUGAAUAUUUUGUUUUAUUUUUGGAUGUAAAUCCUUAACAGAGACUAAAGAGUAUAAAGAUAUAUCUUUUAGAGUCAGUGUUGUUGUUAAUAGUAGCAGACGGGGAGAAACUGACUGUCCAUCUUUAUUUUUGUAUGUUCCUCCUAGAUAUUGACCGUAGGGCUCAGUGAACUCUACCAUUUUAUUUUCAUGUGAACAGACGCUAAAAGAGCAGUGACGAUUGUGAUUGACAUUUUGAGGCUUGGUUUUUUUCUUGGAAUUAUGGCUCAGUUUUGGUGAUGUUUUCAUCCCCGACUUACUGAAGUGCAAUGUUCUUGUUUUUUUUUUACACACUGUAAGUACUGUAUCAGGAGGCCAGUGUCAUUUCUGCUUGUUUUGUUGGUUCUUAGAGGCCAACAACACCCAUCGGAUUUGUGAGGGCUAACACUGUUUUUACUUUGAUCGUUGAUGACAUGUUUUAAAAUAUUUUAAGGUAUUUGUUAACAGUACUUACAUAGGCCGAGAUGCACCGGUUGCAGUUAGUUUGCUUUCAUUCAUUACGUCUCAACACUGUCAUGUUGAUUACAGUUCAGCUGCACGUGCACACACACACACACACACACACACACACACACACACACACACACACACUACAUAGCCACAAAUGUGUCGGUACACAUUUUAGCGUUAAAUCUAUCACAUCCCUUCUUAUGUCUAUGUUGCUGCAUUCUUACAGUGCUCUCAUACUGUACAUGAUAUUCUCUAAGUUGUCUUGUUUGAUGACUAACUGCAGAUCCUUUGGAUAUUUUGCUUUUUAAGCUGAGAUGGAGUGGAAAAUAAAUCUCUUUUUUGA